AUGAGUGAGAAACGGGACUCAAAUUCCUCAGAAAACUGGCAUCACAUUUGGAGUGUCAAUGACACAAAGCACGAUCUGUACUCAGAUAUCAACAUCACCUAUGUGAACUACUAUCUUCACCAGCCGCCAGUGGCAGCGAUUUUCAUUAUUUCCUACUUUCUGAUCUUCUUCCUGUGCAUGGUGGGAAAUACAGUGGUUUGCUUUAUUGUAAUGAGGAACAAACAUAUGCACACAGUCACUAAUCUCUUCAUCUUGAACUUGGCCAUAAGUGAUUUACUAGUUGGCAUAUUCUGUAUGCCUAUCACGCUGCUGGACAAUAUUAUAGCAGGAUGGCCUUUUGGAAGUACAAUGUGCAAGAUCAGUGGCUUGGUCCAGGGAAUAUCUGUGGCAGCUUCAGUCUUUACUUUAGUUGCAAUAGCAGCGGAUAGGUUCCGAUGUGUGGUCCACCCUUUUAAACCAAAGCUCACUGUUAAGGCAGCGUUUAUCAUCAUUAUGAUCAUCUGGGUCCUGGCCAUGGCCGUUAUGUCCCCAUCUGCAAUCAUGUUACAUGUGCAGGAAGAAAAAUAUUACCGAGUGAGACUCAACUUCCAGGAUGAAACCAGCCCUGUCUACUGGUGCCGGGAAGACUGGCCGAAUCAGGAAAUGAGGAAGAUCUAUACCACUGUGCUGUUUGCUAAUAUCUACCUGGCUCCCCUGUCCCUCAUUGUCAUCAUGUAUGGAAGGAUUGGAAUUUCACUCUUCAAGACAGCAGUGUCCCACACAGGCAAGCAGAGCCAGGAGCGGUGGCACGUGGUGUCCAAGAAGAAGCAGAAAGUCAUUAAGAUGCUCCUGAUCGUGGCCCUGCUUUUCAUUCUCUCCUGGCUGCGCCUGUGGACUCUGAUGAUGCUCUCAGACUAUGUUGAUCUGUCUCCAAAGGAACUGCGGGUCAUCAACAUCUACAUCUACCCUUUUGCACACUGGCUGGCCUUUUGCAAUAGCAGCAUCAACCCCAUCAUUUAUGGUUUCUUCAAUGAGAAUUUUCGCCGUGGUUUCCAAGAUGCUUUUCACCUCCAUCUCUGCCAAAAAAAAAAGCCCGAGGAAGCCUGCACCCUAAGAGCCAAAAACAAUGUGGUCAUCAGCACAUCUCAUCUGUCAGCUCAGGAAUCCACAAUUAAAAACCCACAUGAGGAAAUUGUGCUUUGUAGGAAAAGUGCUGAAAAACCCACACAGGAAUUAAUGAUGGAAGAACAAGGAGAACGUACCAAUAACAAUGAGAUGUAA
Messenger RNA from Hippopotamus amphibius kiboko, 1260 nucleotides. RefSeq names its product neuropeptide FF receptor 2 (gene NPFFR2). Gene Ontology annotation, biological process: regulation of MAPK cascade; regulation of cAMP-dependent protein kinase activity; regulation of adenylate cyclase activity. Gene Ontology annotation, molecular function: peptide binding; neuropeptide receptor activity; opioid receptor binding. NCBI's taxonomy places the organism in Eukaryota, Metazoa, Chordata, Mammalia, Artiodactyla, Hippopotamidae. Gene Ontology annotation, cellular component: membrane. The record is from RefSeq and is a predicted model, not a curated record.